Tetrahymena thermophila SB210 is the source of this 6170-nucleotide messenger RNA. Its product is annotated as PAS domain S-box protein. NCBI's taxonomy places the organism in Eukaryota, Ciliophora, Oligohymenophorea, Hymenostomatida, Tetrahymenidae. The transcript is spliced from 5 exons. The record is from RefSeq and is a predicted model, not a curated record.
CAAAUUCAUAUAGAAAGAAAAACAGAUUUCUAAUUUAAUUAAAUAUCAAUGAAUUAUUUCAUCAAAAUUAAAAGUAAAAUUAAAGCCUACUACGAAGAAAAUAUUUUUUCAGUUAUAAAUCAAUAUGCAAGGCCAGUUUUAUUAGGGAAAACUCUACUUUUCAUUAGAUUUGUUUUCCAUAUUUAGUUGAUGUUUUCUCAAGAAGUUAUGAAUGAAUUAGAUAAGAAAGACAUAAAUCUCAAUUAAACUGGCAGAUAUUCAAUACUUUAUGAUGUUUCUUAUUCUAAGUCUCUUAUGUAUAUUGGAAUAAUAAUCACAGGAUUAGCUUUGAUAGCAUUAAUGAGUGAUUUUAUUUUUUGCUAGUACAAAUAGUCUGAGUCAUACCCAAAUGUCUUUAGAAUAUAUUUAGGAUUCUUUUGUUCAAUAUUUAACUAUGCCCUUUACAUCCCACUCUUUUACUUUUCAGUCGAUUAGGUACAUUAAAGUAAUCUAGUCGGUCUUUAUCUUAUUUUUGCCACUCUUUUAAUAGGCAUUUUUAUCAGUAUUCAUGACUUAGAUUACAGCAUAAUAUCAUACGAUAGCUUAGCUAAUCGAGAAUCAACUAAAAUUUCUUUAUUUUCUAUUGUUGUAGAAUCAUGUGCAUGCAUAGCUUUGAGAUAAAUAGAUAACCCUAAACUUAUGCUUUUAUUUUCUAUAUUGCUUUCUACUUUGAAGGUAUUAACAUCUAUUUCAAUAAGUGGUUAUGAAAAUAGAAACAUAAGAUAUUUUAAUUAGAUUUUAUCAAUUUACCAUUUCAUAAUAAGUUUAUUUGUCUAUAUAUCCUUGCUUUAAAAUUCUUAUUUCCCAAUCACUUUAGUUGCAGUUAUUAUAAUACCAAUAUCAAUUAAAAUCACAAAUUUAAUUGAUAACUAUCAGCAUAAUUUAUAUAACUUUACUUUGGAAAAGCAAUAAAUAAUUGCUCAUCCAACUAAUCUAGAUUUUUAUUUAAGAGUUAUGAUGAAAGUUAUCAAAUUAGAAUACAAAGAUUACAUUGACAAUAAAUAAUCCAUAGUUUUAGAAUAUAUUACAUCAGAUCAUUGCACCUUUUGCGAAGACUCCCCAGAUUGUUUUUGUAACACAGAGCCUUAAGACAUAAGACAAUUUCAAGAUAUGACACUAGAAAAGUAACUCAGAUAAAAAUUUAUGAAUAGAUAUGUCAGAUAAAUGUAUUAUAAAUGUAUAUACGAGGAAAUAAUUAAGAAUAAAACGAUAACUAAUCAUAUUGUUUUUUCAUACUUAAACUUUUUAAUUGAAAUGUCUUAAAGUAAAGUGCUUUGCUUUAGCGAAAUCAUCAAACUAAAAAAACUUAUGAGUUUAUCUUAAAGAGAGAUUGCUUUAUUUAAUUACAUUUUCCAGAAAGCUAUAAAUAAAUUUAAAUAAAUAGACAUCUCUUGUACUUUAAUAAAUAAAAAAAAAUAAAAUUAAAAAGAUGUUUGGAAAUACUUUGAGGAUUAAAAACUUAAUGAAGAAGAUAUUUAAUAAAGCAGAGCUUCUUUUGAUGAAAAGAUUAGUGUAACAAACUUUAUUGUAGGUAUCAAUUUUGAUGAGUUAGUAAAUUAAGCAGAAGAGCAGUAUUAUACUACUAUUCAAGAAAAGCAAUCUUUACUGUUGCUGCUCUUUUAAGAUCAUAUAGAUUUACAUGAAUUAAAGAUAAAAGCUUAAAACCUAAUGAGGUUGAGAGAAUCCCUAUUUCAUUAGCUUUUAGUCUUGAACGAAAUCAAUCAAAACAGCUAAAAGCUCCAAUUUUACUUUGAAAAUUUUAUAAAUAACUUAGGAUUUGGAUAAAAGAAAAAAUAAAUCUUUAAAAAAAAGAAAUAAUUCUAAAAUGAAAAUCUAAAAAUUGAUUUUAAUAUAUUUAAUAAAGACACUUGUGUGGUAUUUAUUACAUUAGUUAAUGAAAUUGGUGCUAUCAAAAAAGUUUAAAAUAAGUUUGAAAAUAUUUUCGGAUAUUCUAGCUCAAAAUCAAUUAAAAAAAAUAUAAAUAUAAUUAUACCAAAAUAUAUUUAAAAAGUUCAUGACAAGGUAUUAUCAAAUUAUUUAAAAAAUCCUGAAAAUGUUUAGAUUAACAACUUCAAGCUCUAAAUAGCCUAAAAUGAAGGAGGAUGGGCAGUACCAAUAUCUUUAAAAUUUAGACCAGAUUACAUAAACUUGGAAGACUGUGGGUUGACAGCCUUUAUUUAAAAAAUAUAAAAUGAAUAUAGUUAUAUUCUUUUGUCAUGCGGGAAUUUCAAAAUCCAAUGUCUCUCUCAAAUUUUAUAUAGCAAAAUAUUUGGAAAAUUAUUUUCUUAAGGCGAUGUUUAUAAUAUUUACUUAAAUAGAGUAAUACCAAUAUUAAACUAUUUUGAGACUCACCAAUUUAAGCAAGCCGAUAUUGAUUUUGUUAAUGAAGCAGUGUAAACAAUAGCUUUCCUUCCAAAACCAGAAAUCAUAUAAAAAGGAUUUAAGUCUUUUAAUUUAUCUUAAAAGCUUGAUAUUGCUGAUUUAUAGAGCUAUGUUCAAAGUCUCACUGUUGAGUAUUUUGAUUUGUAUACUGUAAAGCUCUGCUUUUACAACAAUAAUUUUUAAAAAAUUUAAUACGAUAUUGUUGAACUUCAUACAUUUAAAAAAAUGACAAGUUAUCAGGCUCAAAAAGAAGGUUUAUUAAACUUUAAAAACUAACUUUAAACUUUAUUGAAUAUUGAAUAUGAUUUAUAAAAUGAUUUUGAAAUCAUAGACUAAUUUAUAGAACUUCAAAAUUUAUAUCUCUAACAAAGCAGCUCAGAAUAAAUCAGUUUAUUUGAAGAAGAAGGAAGUAGCUAUGAAAAGUAAGAAAAAUAGGCUUAAUUGCACUAAUUUAAUGACUAGUAAAUCUAGUUUGGAAUAUAAGAUUUGUCAUAGCCAUUAUUUUCUCAAAGAGAACAUAUUUAAAAAGAGUUAUUUACAAGUGAAGAAGAUCAUGCAAAAUAAGAAACUUCUCAUUUAAUUGGAGGUACUUAAUUGUUGCUAGCUAAAAAGGAAGAGCUAUUAAAAGAUAGUGAUCAUAAAAAUUGUAAUGAAACCACAAAUAUUUGUGAUUAACAUUUGAUGGAAAAUUUUGGUAGUUUUAGCAAUAUCAAUAAUAAUAAUAAUAAUAUUUAUGGGCCUCUAUCACCUUUAUCAAGCCAUGCUUUAUUUACUUCUAUGCUUACUCCUCAUAAUUCAUAGAGUGAACAUAAAUUAUUUUCAUAAAAAUAGAUAGAAGACAAAGCUUAAAUCCUAAAAGUAAAUGUAAAAAAUUCUAAUUCAUCUACUUAAAUAAUGUUAAGCGAUCAACACAUAUCUUCUGGAAGCAAUACAAAUAUUACAACAUAAUAGUAAUAAAAAAAUACCCAAAAAUCAUAAUUAAAGCACUAAAUACAUGUGGCAAAUAUUCUAAAGGAGUUUUACGAUAUUAAGUAAAAAGAAACUCUCUAAGUAAAAAGUUUGCUAAAGAAAAGAAUAACAAAUAAUUCGUUUAGUUCUAAGAUAAAGGAACAACUUUAAUUUUAAUUAUCAGCUGAUGACAAAAGUUCUCAUUAAAUAAAAGAAGAAGAUGAAGAAGAGAUGGAAAUAGCCAGAUCCGAAUAAGAUUAGAAAAGUUUGCAAUUGAAUUAAAAAUCUAUAUUUAGUUAAUGUGAAAAUAUUAAUCAUGUUGAUUUUAGUCUAUGUUAAUUGUUAAAAGAACGAAUUAAAUAAGUAAGAUACUAAUUAGAGUAGCAGAAUUUAUUCAAAGCAACAAAAAUAAAUAGCAAGCUGGUUACUGAUCUUCCCAAUAGUAUUAAUUCGUAGCUACGAUUAUCGGCUUUAAUUUAAGGUAAAGAACCUAUUGUUAAUGACAGUAAUGGAGUCACUAGUUCUCAUUAAAUUACAACAAAUAGCAGAAAAAAACAAAUUAGUUUUGAAAAAUUGCAUUCAAGUAAUUAAAUGGAAAGAACAAGAACAAAAAAAGAUACAACGAUUUCAAAAAGCUAGCUGUCUCAUAAAUAAGUACUGAAAGCUGAUGAUUUAACUUCAGAAGAGCUAAGUGAUUCAGUAGCUAAAGAGAAAGAAAUUCAAAGAGAUGUCGAGCAGUAAAGAUCUCGUAUCUUAGCAGCUAGUUCCAUCAAUACCAGUUAAAGUUAAAAUUAAGAAUAGAAAAAGAGUAUCUACAGAAUGGUAAAUUCUGAUAAAAAAAACUAUUCUCUUUUUGUAUUAGUGAUGUUUGGAUUUGUAGCGCUAUCUUCUUUCUCUGCACUUAUUUUAUUGCAGCAAUUAUAAAAUAGCAGCCAAUACAACUAAGCAAUAGUAGAUUUCAAAUACCUUCCUUGGCCGAUGUCAAUAAGAUAUUUUUACUCUAAAGUUUUUGCUGAUGAAGUAGUAAAAGAGAUGUAUGAUAGUAAUUUCUUUUAAACAUUUAAAGCGCAACCUACUUACUACAAAAAUAUUCUUGAUAGAUAAUCAGAUGGAGUUUAGUAAUAUAAAAACUUGCUUCUAGAUUUUAUGGAUACUAAGAAUGUAGGUUAAAAUUAUUUCACCAACGCUACUGAUACUUUGAUGCCGAUUUAUAUCAGUUACGAUCCCAUCACUCUACCACAAAAAUAUUUGAAUAUUACAUCCUAAAAAUUUAAAGUAUAGUUUCCCGUCCUUUAUUUUAUGUAGUUUAUGAUUCAUUAGUUAUACAGGAUGACUAUUAACGAGGGUGGGUUUUAUUGUCAAAUAUUAUAGCUUGAUAAUUUUUCCACCUUUAACACUUAUGUAACCUAAAUUCAAACUUUGAUAUCCUAAUCAGUAGUUGAUAUAACUAAUUCUAUAAGAGAUGAAGCACUUAUAAUAAUGAUAGUAGUGAUUGUUGUUACAUGUGUAUUAGGUUUUACUACUCUCCCUAUUUAUUAUCAUAUCUAAAUAAAAAAUGAAGAAUUAUUAAAAUUAUUCUCAACUAUUUCUAACUAAUCUCUCAAUUCUAUGCUUCAGCCCAUUUAAAUAUCUCUAUCCUCUCAUAAAGCUUAAACUAAAAUUAAAUAUUUCUAACUUCCUAUUUACAAAAAAAGAAGAGCAAUAUCUUCUUGCUCAGAAAUUUAAAAAAUUAAUAAAAGAUACAUCGUCUAUAUUAUAUUAGGGAUAGUUUUUAUGGUUGUUCAGCCUGUUGCCAGUUUUAUCUAUAUCAACAAUUUUUACAACGAAGCUAAAGUUCUUAUAACUUUGAUACAAAAUUUUUAUACAACCAAAGCUUUUUGCACAAGCUUAUCAGCGAUUUCAAACUCUAAUCUUGUCAUCAAAUCCCAAACAUAUUAAAUUUAUAACUCAAUUUAUUAUGUUGGUAGAGUAUAAUCACUGAUAAAUUAAACAAGCACCUAUCUUACUUCUUUUUAAUAAGCAAUUCAAUAAUCUCAAGCCUCAAUAAGAUUUGAAAAUGAUUAAUACAAUAAUUUUUUUUACCCUUUUAUUACUGAGAAUGUAUGUGACAUAAUUGAAAAAUAUCCUUAACAUGUAAAAAGCUAAAAUAAAUUUGACCUAUAAAAGUGUAAAACUAUUAAAAGUGGAAUUCUAAACAAAGGCUUACAACUAUCUCUCAAAAAUUUAUUUGAAACUUAUGCCUUUCUUGGUCCUAUAUACAAGAUUAAUAAUACAUAAUAAUUUAUAGACUCCUUUUAUUCAUGGGAAAACUCCAACAACUUGGUUGAGUUAGAUGAAUUCUUUGAGAUGAUUACUAGUUCAAUAGAAAUAUUAAAAGAUUUUCUCAUGGAUAGAGUGAACAAUUUUGUAGAUUAAAUGAAAUACGUUCUAAAUUAUCUAUUAAUCUACCAGCUUAUCAUGAUGAUUAUAAUAUUUUAUUUAGGAUUUGUUGAGUUUUAUAAGCAAGUGAAGAAUGAAAUGAUCUAAACAAAAAGAAUGCUGAGCAUCCUUUCAAUAGAAACUAUCUUAGACAAUCCUUAUAUUCUCUCAUACCUAAAUAAAUUUGAAAGCUGAUUGAAACAUAUUAAUUCUUUCUAUUAAUAAAUCAUAUUAUUUACAUUAAUUACAUUUAUAUAAAAAAAUUAAAUUUUUAAGUUAAAAAAAUAAUUAUAAAUAUUUAACAAUAAAUAAAAAUCUCAAUAUCUUUAUUCAAAUUUUAUGAACCAGUAAAGCACUUUUUUGGGUAUUGCCCUUAAAUUAUA